AUGGAACACGGUCUGCAGAUCCGAUACAACCCACAAAGAUCUGAAAGGGCUGGACGGUCAAGCCCUAUCCCUGAACGCGAAAUUCACGUGGGAUGGGGAAGCGAGAAUUCGGUAUUGACGCAACAAGAGUCUGAUUCGUUAUCCGAUAAUGCAGUCAUGUGCGCUGGGCCCCGAUCCAGGUGUGCCAGCGGCGCUUAA
This is a messenger RNA of Fusarium fujikuroi IMI 58289, 198 nucleotides long. RefSeq lists its product as uncharacterized. The transcript is spliced from 2 exons. The record is from RefSeq and is a predicted model, not a curated record. The coding region runs from base 1 to 198 and encodes 65 amino acids. NCBI's taxonomy places the organism in Eukaryota, Fungi, Ascomycota, Sordariomycetes, Hypocreales, Nectriaceae.